AUGUCGCUGACCAUAAAAGUCAUCAUCCUUUUCAUAUUGGUUGAAUCUUCUUGGGGAAAGUAUGUUGUGAAUCCGUUUGUUGUGAAUCCGUUUCCUGAUGAGGAAAAACAAACCAAUCAAGAGAUUGACUAUUUCGAUAUUUUGAGAGGAACAAUUAGAGCAUGGCAAAAAGAAGCAGAGCAAAAAUACCCACUUUGGACAUCCGACAAUUACAUGGAGCGAGCUUCAUACCUACAAGAGAAAGUUCGAGAUUAUGUUCAACUUUGGGGGAAGUGGAAAAAUCAUACAGCAUACCCAUUCAGUGACUUGCGGAACAAGCUUCAAGGUGACUUGUGGCCAAUAGAGUAUAUUCAUUGUCGUCGAUAUGAGAGUCGGACUAUAUUGACGUAUCUUAUAUAUGGCCUUAGUGCAGAAAGUGACUGA
This is a messenger RNA of Eruca vesicaria subsp. sativa (arugula), 423 nucleotides long. The record is from the annotation of a GenBank genome assembly. Lineage: Eukaryota; Viridiplantae; Streptophyta; Magnoliopsida; Brassicales; Brassicaceae.